This is a messenger RNA of Gopherus flavomarginatus (Mexican gopher tortoise), 13279 nucleotides long. It is a transcript of the gene CDK6, whose product is annotated as cyclin dependent kinase 6. Gene Ontology annotation, cellular component: nucleus; cyclin-dependent protein kinase holoenzyme complex; cytoplasm. Lineage: Eukaryota; Metazoa; Chordata; Testudines; Testudinidae. Gene Ontology annotation, molecular function: cyclin binding; ATP binding; cyclin-dependent protein serine/threonine kinase activity. Bases 785 to 1765 code for a protein of 326 amino acids. The transcript is spliced from 8 exons. The record is from RefSeq and is a predicted model, not a curated record. Gene Ontology annotation, biological process: cell dedifferentiation; regulation of cell population proliferation; signal transduction.
UGCCGCCACUGUUCUCAGAGUGAGCAGGAGCGGAGAGAGGCUAGAGAAGCAGGAGCAGCGGGCGGCUUGGAGGGCUGGUUUACAAGCCCCGCACACGGGGCAGCUGCGUGGUGCAGCCUGCAGGGCUUUGAUCAGCUGCAGUCUGGUGAACACGGGACUUUGAGUCGCUUUUUUUCCCCCCCUUGCCAGGCAGGGGGUGGGAGGCCGAAGCCGCUCUAGUUCUGAGUUAAAGAGCCCUUGGCAGGAAGGUGCUGCCAGGCUGCUGCAGGAGGAUGCGAGCUGAGGGCAGCAGCAGAGCCGAGGAGGAGCAGCUGCUGCAGCUACCUGUGUGGCCUGGGCUGCCGCAGCAGAGACCUGCUGGCGGCAUCAUCAUGUGAAUAUUUAUUACCCGGCUGGGGUCUUCGCUCGCGGUAAUCGAAUGGGAGGUUUGCUUCGGGGAAGGUUAUUUUUCCCCCCUGCGGAAGCUUAUCUGGGGCUCGUGCGGCGAUCGGGGCAGCUGUGGAGCGGACCAGAUCUAACUGGCUUUAUCCAGACAAUGAUCCCAAAGACUAUAUGAUAAUUUUUGGUGGCUGAGAGAGAAAGAAGGCAUUUUGGGGACUGUAUUGAAGCAGAACAGGGGAGCAGGAGGGUGAAAUCAUCCUGCCUGCUCCUCCAGCAGUGGCAGCUCUGCAACUGGUGUGUACAGUGCAUUUUCAGCAGUAGCAAAAUACUAGUUUGCAGGAAGCUGCCAGUUCAACAGCAGGACCCGAGGUACUCCAGAGACAAGAGAAGAAGCAGCACCAGCAUGGAUAAGGACAGCAUGAGCCUAGCUGACCAGCAGUAUGAAUGUGUGGCUGAGAUUGGUGAAGGUGCCUAUGGGAAGGUAUUCAAGGCCCGAGACUUGAAGAAUGGAGGUCGUUUUGUAGCCUUGAAGCGUGUGCGGGUGCAGACAAGCGAGGAGGGAAUGCCACUCUCCACCAUCCGUGAGGUGGCAGUAUUGAGGCACCUGGAGACCUUUGAGCAUCCCAAUGUGGUCAGGUUAUUUGAUGUAUGCACAGUGUCACGAACAGACAGAGAGACCAAACUAACACUAGUGUUUGAACAUGUCGAUCAAGACUUGACCACUUACUUGGAUAAAGUUCCAGAGCCUGGCGUGCCUAUGGAUACUAUAAAGGACAUGAUGCUUCAGCUGUUGCGAGGGCUGGAUUUUCUUCAUUCACACCGAGUGGUGCACCGUGACCUGAAACCUCAAAAUAUCCUCGUGACAAGCAGUGGGCAGAUAAAAUUAGCUGACUUUGGCCUUGCACGAAUCUACAGUUUUCAGAUGGCUCUUACCUCAGUGGUUGUCACUCUGUGGUACAGAGCUCCUGAAGUUUUGCUUCAAUCCAGCUAUGCAACACCAGUUGAUCUUUGGAGUGUUGGUUGCAUAUUUGCAGAAAUGUUCCGUCGGAAGCCACUUUUUCGUGGAAAUUCAGAUGUUGAUCAGCUAGGAAAAAUCUUUGAUGUUAUUGGGCUCCCGGAAGAAGAAGACUGGCCUAGUGAUGUUGCCCUUCCAAGACACGCUUUCAAUUCCAGACCCCCACAACCCAUUGAAACUUUUGUACCAGAUAUCGAUGAACUAGGCAAGGACUUACUUCUUAAAUGUUUAGCGUUCAAUCCCACCAAGAGGAUAUCUGCCUAUGUUGCCCUGUCUCACCCUUAUUUCCAUGAUCUGGAGAAAUGCAAGGAGAAUCUGGACUCUCUCAUGUCAGCCAGCCAAAACUCCAACGAGGUGAAUAAAUCAUAAGGCUCAUUGAAGCUGAACCUACAAAUGAACAGUGUAGCUGACAAAGGUCACUGUCCCUAGCUGUUCUACUGAAGAUCAUUAUUUGGAGGUUUUACACGUCUGUCUGCUUCUUCAGGAUGGUAAUAUGCUCCAAGGAAACCAACCUAGUUUACUUUCAUCAAAGCAAUGCAAGAGCCCGGGAUUUCACCUGCUCCCGUUGCAGCUUUAUAUGUGUGUGUGUGUGUGUUCUGUUUUGUUUUGUUUUGUUUAACUACCUGGGAAAACUCCAGAUGAAGAGAAGCUGCUGACCAGUUUUGCUGCCAUUUUAUUCUUCUCAUAUUGAAUGCUGCCAGUGUUCCAGUCACUGCCAAAACAUGACGCAAUCUCUCCCUCUAGCUGCUGAAGCCUGAUCUGGUAUUUUUUAAUUGUUAUUUUGGGAUUUCUUAAAAUGAUAGUUAAAAGAAUGGCAUUGAAAUAUUGGAUCUCUACAACCUGCAAAUAAUUGAUAAGUAAAUGAAGGCAUCUAGCUACUAUUGGUAACAUACAAGGAGGUGCUUCCGCAGUUGAAAACUUGGACAAAUAAUUUUAUUAUUUCAUUACUGUCCAUAAAAAUGAUGAUAAACUGAAUCAAUUUUUAGUUUUUUUUAAUGUACAACUGAAUUAUUAACUAGAUGAGUUUAUGUGCAUGUCACAAAAAUAAGUUAAAGAAAACUUUUAGGGACUUACUCUUUAAAGACUCUACUCUCCAAAAAUAUUGCAUUUGUUGUUUGAAUCGGUCAAUGAAGUCUAACUUUUUAUUUCUUUCUCAAAACAAUUGCAAGCAUAUGUUCCAUGAUCUAGUACAGAAGUUUAUAAUAUGUAGAUCAAAGAGGUAUAUAGAGCUGAUGAAAAUCAAAACAGGGUUUCCCGUUGUAACAUAAACUUAUUAGCAUCAAAAAAGUAACUUGGAAAAAUGUUUCCUGUUUUAGAAGCAGAGAAUUCUUUGAUUAUGGAGAAGAACUCUUAUGCACAUGUGCUAUAUUGGAUGGAAUAUAGUGUGCUGCUUUACCUGUAACACACAACUUAUACAACACAGUGCAUGAACAUUACUCAUAUUUCAUUUACUAGCAGAUAUUUUUUUCUGUGCAGAAAUGCAUGAGCAUCCCUCCUAACCCACUAUGUGGGUAUAUUGGCACACCAUAUUUCUCACUGUGUUAGCAGUAAUGUGCCAUAAUUGAAUUAUAACUAAACAAUUCACAUAACUUUUUAGCAGUUAUUUUAAAUAUUACAUUACAUUUUUAUAUUUAGUAUUUUACCUUAACUAAAAUAUAUUUUCAUUAUUUUUAAAAGAAACUUUUAUUUUUUUAGUACUGUGCGGAAAAAGUAAAUAUUUUAAAUACAUAAAGUAAAGGCUUUCCCUUAACCUAAACUUCAGUGCAUUUGCCUGUAUGUAACUCAAGGGAACAUUUGGCCCAGUGAGGUAACCCCUGCCCUAAAGGUACAUUAGGCACUACUGCACUAUAAAUAAUAAUACACAUAGCAGCUACCAUUGCUUACACCUGUGAUGGUUCUUCGUAAGCUAUCCUGCUUCUCUUGCCUCUGCUUCAUCUGUUCUAUCUACUGAGCCAGUAUCACAGCAUGCCUGGCAGUGCCAAGCUGAGCAAUAUAUAUUUUUCCAGCUAUGGCAUAGGAGCUUGUGGCUGUCUCCCUGGCAGGUUCCUCGGUUAUGUGGCAGACUUCACCAUUAGCUCUGAGCUGUUUAGCACUUAGGCAGGUGCUAAGAUAGUGAGUGGUUUUAUCUACCUUUUGUGAAGGCAUUCCUUUUCUGUUACACACCUAACAAUGAGACUUGGGGUAAAUUACUUCCGUGCUAUGUAGGCCAAAUUGUCAAAGGACCAGUUGCACAUGCGCAGUGGCACCUGUCGGGUCUGUUCAAAGAUCUACAGCAUGAACAGACAGGCUGUAAAUUAGGCUGGACAAGAUUGCAUCCAAGGCAUGUGUGCACAGAGUCUGGAUGCUUGCACAGCACAAGACUUUCCCAAGGGGCUCAAUGUGCCAAGCUGAAGGCCAGUGGGUAGCCAAAGCACCACUCAGCUGGUCUUGGCUCUGCCCUGUUCCUUCUCCCUCAGUGUCUAGGCCCAAGAUAAAUGAAGUAUCACUCGGUGGGUCUUGGCUCUACCCCAUUCCCUGUGGUCUUAGUUUCUGCAGCCCAGAGAGGGCUGAGGGUGCCGCUUGGCUGGUCUUGACAUCCUUAGAAAAAGGUGGAUCAUAGUGCAAUUAAAUGAACCACAAUUUCUAUUAAUAAUUUUAAAUAGUUAUUUAAAACAGAAAAAAAAAUCUAGGCCAACCUUGCAAAAUUAACAAAUGGGGAAAAGGCUACUGCACAAUUUAGCAAUUUUUAAAACAUUCCACAUUUUAUCUAGCACCAAACUAUUGUACGUACUUUUUCAGGGCACUUAGCUGGCAUCACUCUCUAGCAGCUGCCUGAGAACUAUCUCUUGGACACUGCAGCUCUGCAAGCACUAUAAAGGAAGGAAAAUAUUAGUUCUUUUUAAAAUCAUGCUAAAAAACUGAUGUGCAGAGGUGCUAGCAAUUACUCUGAAGGAUACUGUGUGAGAACCAGAACAGAGUACAAUACAGCUACUCCAUGUUGCACUCCAUCCCGUCCAAGCCUCAUUCCCAAGUCCCCUCAGUGGAAAAAAUACACAGUUUACCCUUCUCCAGUGCUCUAAGGCUGUUUGCUAUUCCCCAUUUUCUCUACUGACUCUGUGUGUCCCUUGGAUACUACUGCCAUGUGUGUAGUGAUAUGUGGGGAAGUGGGAACUGGAUUUCAAAAGGGAGGUGCCCACUGGUACAAAUUCCCUUCUUCCCUGCCAUCACCGCAGCAGUGAAGAAAACUGUUCACAUACACUGCAAACGGGGCCCUUGCAUAUAGCUCUACUCGGCCUUGACUUUGCAGCAGACUUGGGUGAACACAGCUAAAAAUUAUUGAACAACAAAAAUUAAAUUAAAAAAAAAGGUAAAAUAGUUCUUUAUCUUCUGGGGCACCUCCAGCCAGGGUGUUCAUUACAGUAGAUGUUCAGAUGUUCUGAGAAGUGGAAAGGCGCAUCUCCCAUCUACUGUCCAACGUUAUAGUCCUUUGAUGUUGAGCAAUGCUAUAGUCCCACAGGAUCCUGCAUGAUUCUGCAGGCCGAGCAGACCCAACAACUGAAGAAACCGCUAAGGUGAGGAUAGUGUAGUUUCAUGUGUACUUGCUUCUGUACUAUGAAAGCAUCUGCUUCCUCUGCUGAUUCCUUACUGGCUCUGUGUGGCCCCCUGAGACCAAUUUUCAGAAACUGAGCACCUGUUGGGCUGCACAUAUUUCACACUGACAUACAGUAAUAGGUCAUUAGCACAUGCCAAUAUUAUAUGAACAUAUUCUAAUGGUUGUUGUGUAUCUAAAGCACCCAGCACAAGAUAUGCCAAGCCAAAGGCAAAUAGAUGCAGCUGACUGGUUGACCGAGUCGCCUUUCCUCUGCCUCUCACCACUCUCUCUCAUCCUCUCUCCCACGAGACUCCCCCCCCCACCCUUUCCCUGCCUCUAUUUUCAGCUCCCACACAACUCGUCUUCCCUCACUGCUACUGCCAGUAGUUACCUCUUUUGGCCCAGCAGCCAAGAGAAGGAUGAUUAGAUGGAACCUCCUCAUCCACUGCCCAGUUUACACGUAACUACACUAUAACAAUGACUAGCUUGUGGACACCUUUUUUCUCUUGCGUGCACCAAUCAAAAUUCUAAGCCCAGCUAUUUAUCUUUCAGUACACAUAGCUGAUGCCCCCUUUGAAAAUCCAAGCUUGUCUUCUACUUGUGCCCCAAAAUACACCAAAAAACCAAGAUUUCUGCCUUCACAGGGUUUUGAAAAUUUGGUCCUACGUGCACAGAGUCUUUUCACGGGAUCAUAAAUAGUGGAUUCAUUGCUCCAGCAUUUCCUGUGUGCUGGACACUAUCCAUAUCCUGGUCCUCAGGCUCAAUUUACACUUAAGUUUUCUGUAUGAAUAAGCAGAAAAUUUUAUACCCUGUUACUUUGCACUGCUUAUAUACCAACUGUCUUGGAGAAGCAUGUUUUAUUGUACAAGGGCUAAUUCUCUCAGCUGCUAGAUACAGUGCCCAUUUUAAUAUGUAGAAUAAACAGCAACUAUGCCAUUCCAGUCAUGUAGCCUGCAAAUCGGGAGCACUUAUCUGACUCACAGCUGAAAACAAAUCAGAUGAAUCAUAAACCACAUGGUGUGGUUGAAAAGCCCACAUAAAUUAAUUACGUUCCUAGUAUAAGUUGAAUUUGAAUAACGAAAUAGAUGUUUCUUCUGAGAAUUCUGUUCUCUAGAAUCACUUUGCUAGUGUUUUUCUGAUGCGAUAGUUUCAGGAAUAGAUGGAUUUUUGCUAGGCCUAUGAUGUGAUUUAGACCAUAUAUACUGUAAGUGUGAAUCCUUCUCAUUUCAUACUUUUCUCCAUGAUUCAGAACUAUUAGUAAACUCUAGUAAAGCCCUUUGCCUAAAUCCCACUGACAGAGUAGUUAGAAUCAGGCUUAGGACCUGAUCCUGUAGUCUUUAUAUAGGCAAAACUCCAGUCUUUCUUUUAUAGCUUCCUUCUCUUGACUUCUCUGGGAGUUUUGCAGGUGUAAUCAAGUCAGUAAUUAGCCUUUAAGGACCUACAUGUUCCAGUGUACUUAUUUUCAUAGGUUUUGCUUUGGUGCAGCCAUUUCUUUCAGUAGACCGAGCAGCGAGACUGAAGAGCCUGUGUCAAAUUCACUGAGGUUCUAUGCGUCCUCCAGCACAGAACCCAUGGGAACGUUCCUGGUGGCAGGAAGUCUACACAGGCAAGUUGCAAGGACACAAGACCCCAGUUACUUUCCCUUUGUCAAGUGGCCUGCAGCUAAGCAGCACCUUACUGGCUGGGGAAGGAAGGUGAUUAGGGCAGCCCCUAGGUAUCCCCCACCAGCAAAUGCCUGUUGACCUUCAGUCAAAAUGAAAGCUGCUGGCAAAAACUCUGAGAUACUGCUACCUGCCUUCUGCUGGAUGAAGUUCUUCUGGGGUGCAGUGGGGCAGGCUGGCACAGGGAGGUAUUGUUUGCACCUCGCUAUACUCAGGGCUGCCGAGAGCGGGUUCGGGCCCUGGUGAAAAACUGUGUUCGGGCCCCCCCUAGCAAGGCCGGACCGGCUAAACAGGGCCGACAAAGCUGGGGAAGCUGGGCCCCAGGCCGGGCUCUGGUAAUUUGUACCAGCUUUCCCCCGCUCCCCUCAUCGGCCCUGCCUAUACCAUUGGGAGGUAAUUUGUUGCCUUAUUAUUUGAGGUGACAAUGCUUGAAUUGGUCACAAGCUGGGAAUCUAGCAUAUUUAUUUCAUUGCUACAAAACCUUCAGAAUAUCCUUGUCAACAUUAGCAUCUCUACUUGAUGCUAACUUUCACUCUUGAUCUUAUAUAUGUAGAAGUUUGUCUUGAAAUCAGUAUAUUAGAAAAAGAGUUCUACUAAACUUGGGGGGGGGGCUUGAAAAUUAUUUUUGUACAUAUAUAGCAAAUUUAAAUUUUCUAUGCUGAAACAUACUAUUAAUUUAACUAUAAGCAAGCUAUUAAUUUUUUUCCCACUUGAAAUCAGAAUACUAAAAACAAAACAUAUGGAGUGUUGCAGUCUUCCUUUGUUAAGUGAAAUAUUUUCAGAAACAGCGUCUCUCAUACUGGUGCAAUUUUGUUUUUGCAUGUGCAUUUUGACACCCAAUUACUGUGCAAAUUAAAUUUUAGGCAUGCAAAAUUAUGUCCACAACUUUAAUAGCCUAAAUAUCUAGAUUUUUGUUUAUGAGAGAUUUUAGAGAUAAGAUGUUGCCUGGUUUUAGCUAAAUUGAGAAAUGGGAUUAUAGGAUGCUUUUCGGACAUUGCUGUUGGAUUAAGAAAGGAGGAGUGUAUUUAUACAUGAGCCUGCAGAGUUGAUAUGUUCAAAGGAAGUUUUAUGGAGGAACUGAAUCUAGAUAUAAAUUAAUUCUAAAUAGGAUUUUAACGCUGAUUAAGUUGGGCCCUACCAAAAUCACAGCUGUGAAAAAUGCAUCACAGACCUUGAAAUCUGGUCUUUUGUGUACUUUUACCCUAUUUAUACAGAUUUCACAGGGGGAGACUAGCAUUUCUCAAACUGGAGGUCCCGACCCAAAAGGAAGUUGGGGGGGGUGUCACAAGGUUUUUGUAGGGGGUCACAGUAUUCCCACCUUUAGUUCUGUGCUGCCUUCAGGGUGGGACUUCCAUAGAAACAUCUUUUAUUAGAUGGUAUUUAUUAUUCAUCAGUUGUACCCUGUAUCUGACAUGCUGCUACUUCAGUAUUCGGAACUAUAGCACCUUAAAAGCUAGAGUGAAUUGAGCCUCUCUGCAUCGCUGUUGAUCCAACGAUGGAUGGUCUGUUAUUUUGCAUCUGGAUUUGUAAGUGUCCCUGAUUUGCAGGAACAUCACUGAUUUGUACCACUGUUUUUCCUCAUUAAGAACUAGUGAUUAGUAUAGUAAAAUAUGAAAGAUUUUAAAGGGCUUUCUUUGGUCACACCAUUUCUAUUUGCAGCCACAGAAUAUUUAUCGCCCCCCCCUUCCAUGACUGAUUUACUUUUAUUAAUGUUCCUCUUUAUUUCCAUGUCAGAGAAAUUUGUAAAAUAUAUCCACAUACUGUCACCAGCUAUAGGGUCAAAUCUGCAGUCCUUAGUCAAAAAUCCCUCUAAAAUAGAGCCGUUCCCUCCCCAAAUAAUUUCCACAGUCCACACCACAAAUAGCCAGCAGCAUUCUCUGUUCUACCGCAGCAUCCAAGUCAGUUUUAACAGAUGAAAGCAUGCCAUGCAGCUCCCUCCUGUCCUGUAUGUUUUGCUAUCAAUCUUGCCCCAUUCAUACAGCUUUCUGAGGGAGGAGAGCCUCGCCUCUAUGGAAGAGCAAAGCUUCAAUAUCAAAUGUGCAUUUUAAAGGACACAUUUCGUUCAGUGCCAAAAGAGGCAGCCUCCAUCUGUUCAGAGUGCAUCAAAAACAGUCAGUUUCACACCCUGACAUUUACUCUGGUGGAUGCUCCCCAACCCCAAUUAUACCACAGGUGCCGCAGUAAACCAUCGUUACCUUCACCUCUCUUGAUGCUUGUGUUCAUAUGAUACAUAAGCAAAGAGUGGAAGAUUAUAGGUCUGAAUAUGCUGGAAUGAACAAAAUGUAUUUCAUUGACCAAAACAAGUACCUAUGAUUCAGCGGAUCACUCAUGAAACAUAGCAGGCCAGAUCUUUGGCCCUUUCAAAGGCUCCUUUGCACUGCUUUUAGAUGCAUUAAUGCAGUAAAUGAUGAUGUCCCUAUUGUAGAGGAAUCCUCAAUAGUUGUAGGGCUGGCUAUGCCAGCCUUACACCACUCUCCUUUCUGGAGCAGAUUGGGGAUGAAGAGAGGGUGAUUCUGGCCAGCAAAGUGGCUUCUUGAGCACUGCUGUCCCACCAAGAGAAGUUAGAGCAGUCUUAUGAGCAAGAGUGAUCCACGGUGAAUGAGAAAUCUGGGUCCAGGGAAAAAACACAAAAUAACCAGCUCUGGAGAAUGAUAUUAAAAUACAGAGCCCCAGGUCAGUGGUUCUCAACCUUUUUCUAGCUGAGACUCAAAAUCCAUACAUGGUUUCUUGCAAUGCCCCAGAGUCCUACAACCCUUUGCAAUUACACAGCAAAAAGCAUGUCUGAGUUUGGGUGCUGGCAAGGGGUUUCUGAGAUUUGGGGUAAGGCAGAGGCAUCAGGAGGAAAGGUCAUGGCAUGAGUUGUCUUUUGCUUUCCCUUCCCAGUCUCCUAGCAAACCAAUGAUUUUGGUGUUUUUUUAGCUGGUAGGGUAUGACAUCCUCUCACCAUUGCUCUCUUCUGCUUUGCAUGCCAACAGGUGAGAAGUGCUGCUCUAGAUUACUAGUUCAGAACCAGAUUAAGUCAGCAGUGACUAAAAACUGUUCCCAUCUGAUGGUAGUUUUAUGGCCAAUGUGAAAUGUGUUGGAGGUCUCAGCCCAGAGUUUAGCAGACAGGUGUCUGUUUCACCAGUAUCACCAUUACAACUGGCACUACUUAACACCCUGGAUGUCAUACUCAACCAUGGUCAAAGACUAGAUGCAGGCUCUAGAGACCAAUCUACCCUCCCACUGGGAGGUGACCCCUUUAGAGCAAUGAUUGGGGGUGAGUGAAGAGAUUUGCAUCAUUGCUUCACUUGUAAGAAGGCUUGUGGGCCUGAUCCACUUGGAACAGAACCUAAAAGAGAACAUCAGUCUCCAGAGUUGUAAAUCAGGCACUUUUCACAAGUAUUACAUUCACUUCUUUUUUAAAUAAAGAAAUAUGGAAACUAUGCUUAAAGUUAAUUAUAUGAAGCUGCCAUUUAUUUUUCCCUUAACAGAGACGGUAUCACUUUGGCACUUAAAUCAACCUGAGGUAUACACUGAUUAUUUCCUUUCCAGACUCUGAUCUCUUUAUAAGUUUCUUUCAGAUUAGUUUUUGUUCCAGUUCAUGUAAAUGUUCUGCUUCUGACUUUGGGUCUGCGUGGGUUUGUAUUUUUAUGCAAUAUUUACAUUACUUUGAACAGCUUUAAAAGCAGAAUGUCUUUUGAAUGUGCUAAUAAAUGAAAAAUCAUACCUUCCAAAAUGAUGUCUUAUAAGUUGAAGUGUAUACUGUGGGAAUGUUGUUGAUAUUAUUAUAGCUCCUUAAAGCAUAACAAUAUGCGUUACAUUGUGUGUCUUUUAAAGUCUAUACAAUAGUGUAAAUCUGUAUUUCCUCACUAGCUCUAUAGUCUUCAGUCUGAGGAUUCGAUCCUUUAAAUACUUACAAACGUGAAUAACUUCAUUCACUUCAGCAGUCCCAUUGAAUGAGACUGCUCUAAUGCGUAAAGGUACUCAUAUAAGUGUUGCAGGAUCAAGCCUUUAGUUAAUAACUGAUGGUAAUAGUGAGGACACGUGGUUAGUAACAGCACCCAGACACCAGCAAAUGGGGUCUGUGUUAAUGUGGAUACAUUUAUAUCCAAGUUACUCAACAUUAACAUAAAUUAUUGCUAUUAUAAUUCAUGUAUAUUAUUUGUAACUGAAAUACACUAGUCCUGUGAAAGUGUAGUUGCCAGGGAAAGCAUUGGGUCUUGCUGUUUCAUAGAUUAUUUGAAUUUAGCAUUCAUUUUAGUUAUUGAGGUAAAUCUAGUUUCAUAGAGAGGAAAAAUGAUAGAUGAAUUGUAAUGAUCCUGAAUAAGCUGCAUAUUGUACAUUUCAAUUUUGAAACUAGAAACUAAGUUUGUUCAGAUGUAGUAUUUUUAAAUGCCUAGAGGGUUUUUUGUUUUGAGUUAAUAUGUAAAGGAAUAAACAUAAAUUACUUUGAAAUUUUAUUGUAGAGCUAAAUGUACAUAUAGCAUAAUGUGGGAGGGAAUCAUCUGAAAGAUUAAAAUUAGAAAUCAUUUCACAUAGCUGCCGUUUUGGCUUUAUUUUGUUUGCAGUAGUCAUAGUAGAUACCAGUCAAUAACAGAUACUUAUAUCAGUGCCUGAGUUUGCCUGGCUUCUCGUGGUUAAAAUAAGUUUGUGCAGUGAUUAAAAUUGCUUUUGUAGGUUUGUGUGUGUUUCUGGAAAAAGGCAAAACUACAUAAGGUUGUUGAAAUAAAGAGAAAUAUGAAAAUAGCAGGCUUAGAGACUGCUGUGGAAAUACAACUACAUGAAAUAGGGUUUAGGUUUCAAAGUAUUUUAUAUCAAUGGGCCUAAUUCACUCCUUUACACUGACUAUAGUUAAAUUAUACAAGAGAUGAAUUUGGCCCAUUAAGUCUAUCAAUUUCAAUGUCAGGCAUCUCAGGUUUAUAUACAGAUAAUAUAGUUUAGUAAGUAAGCAAAAAUAGAUUAUACUUAUGGUAGUGUGUGACCAGAUAUAAUUAGCCCUAAUAACAUGUUAGUUCUCAAAUUUCUUAUGGGUUAUUUUUUGUUACAAAGAAUGAAAAGCAAGUGUCUUAGUGAAAUAGGGAUAUGUGGAGAUAAGCACAAUGUUGGUACAAAAGGUACCAAAAUUAGAAAUUUAGGCCUCAGAAUAACUGGGAUGACUCGUGUGUAAAAUUAAGCAUGUGUGAAUAUGACUGUAAUAAAGUAUUGGUUCUGAAAUCUCCAAGAUAGUGACAUUUUCAAAAGGUCUUGUUAAAAAUGUUGUUUUGGGUGUUGUUAUGUGGAUUAUUUUGAAAAGUGGGUCAGAUUCUGAAUGCAGUUGCACUGAUAAAAAUCCAGAGUAACUCCACUGGCUUCAGUGGAGUCAAAAACAUCAAAAGUAGUUCCAAGUUAUUUUUACAUCCUUUGAGCCACAUCCUCAAUUGGUAUAAAUCAGCAGAGUUCCAUUGACUUCUCUGGUGCUAUUCCAAAUUAUACCAGGUGAGAAGCUGGCCCCUUGUAUUCUAGAUCAAGUCAUUUAAUGUAACAUUCAGUAUGACUUUAUUUACAAGAUGAAAAGUUACCUAAGGUGCAAACUGUACUACAUAGAUUAUCAUUUAUAUCUAUUCACAGGACAUGAUUUCACUGUAUCACUUCAUACUUGAAAUUCAGUCUGUUAUUUUAAUAUCAGGGUACAAACAUGAAAGGUGCGUGUAUUACUGUUUCUUUUAAAGAAUUAUUUUUAUUCAGUGUGCCUAAAAAUUCCUAUUAAAUGCUCUCUAUGUGCUCCUCAUUCAGCAUAAAAUAUGUGAAAUGGUGCCUAUAUCAUCUACAAAUGUACAGAAAAUGUACUAGUGAUUUAUCUAAUUGUCACUUACAUGUAUUGAUUUUUUUAGUUAAAUAUGCAUUACACCGAAGGGCUACAAAAAGAAAACUGUGGAAUAUAACACUUAUUAUGCCCUCACUGUGCCGGAAAUUCUGCAGCCCCUUGUUUAGUUGCUAAUAGCCCCAUAUGCAGUGGAAAAGCUCUGUUUCUGCUGUGCAGGAUGGCUGGAGAGUGGUGAAGCCACACAGGGAUUCUACAGCUCGCUCUCAGACAAAGCAUUUUGCUCUAAUUGUAUGCUUGCUCCAUGCCCAAAACUUCUCCCUAUGAGGCUUUCGGUUUUAAGAAUUCCCUGAGGUAGGGCUACUUUACACUGACUUAAUUGAAGUUCCUUAAAAAAUAUUCCCUUUCAAGCAUGCACCUUACCAUAUAACAUUCUUUAGCUUUUACAAGUACAGGUUUAUAAAACUGGUCAAAUACAAAAAGUAAUCACCUGUCGAUGGACAUAUUAAAUGCAAAACUAAAUCAAGGAACAUUGAGGGUUAUAGAUACUGUGUUAUGUCAGAAUUACAGUCCUUUGGAGUUGAAUGUUUUGCUGCUGGCAGUGCUAGAAAAGCAAAGUUGUGUAUUUAUUGUCAGAUGCUGAAGGUUCAAUAUGAAAAAAUCAAUAUAAUAAAAAUGUCACAGUGUCAAGUUCUUUUCAAUUGUGCACAAACUAUUUCAAAGUAAAAAGGAAAAAAUGGUUUGUAUAUUUAAAACUGCUUUCUCAGCGUUUACUUCACUUUCGUAGCUAUAUUUUUCUUUUAUAUAAAAAUGUAAAAUGAAUACAAAUGCAGUAAGAAAUGUAUAUUAAAUACGGACAUUUCGCAACA